Messenger RNA from Salvia splendens (bonfire salvia), 1165 nucleotides. Its product is annotated as spermidine synthase 1-like. Gene Ontology annotation, molecular function: spermidine synthase activity. Gene Ontology annotation, cellular component: cytosol. Lineage: Eukaryota; Viridiplantae; Streptophyta; Magnoliopsida; Lamiales; Lamiaceae. Bases 98 to 1018 code for a protein of 306 amino acids. Gene Ontology annotation, biological process: spermidine biosynthetic process. The transcript has 9 exons. The record is from RefSeq and is a predicted model, not a curated record.
GCAAAUUAUAUUAGCAGAAAACAAAGGAGAUUCUGGCGAAUCAAUUCCCCUGCAGUCGCACAUACACACUCCAUAGUCCAUAUCCUCUACUACUCCCAUGGCAGAGGCGGCGGGUGAAUUGCCUGUGAAGAGACCUCGCGAGGAGAUGGAGGCGAAUAACGGCGCCGUGCCCGAGUGCAUGUCAUCUGUCAUCCCCGGGUGGUUCUCGGAGAUUAGCCCAAUGUGGCCAGGAGAAGCACAAUCACUCAAGUCAUCCACAUACGGGAAGGUUCUUGUCUUGGAUGGUGUAAUUCAACUUACAGAGAGAGAUGAAUGUGCUUACCAAGAAAUGAUAACUCACCUCCCACUCUGCUCAAUCCCGAACCCCAGAAAGGUUUUGGUAAUUGGUGGAGGAGAUGGUGGUGUUCUGCAUGAAGUAUCGCGCCAUGCCUCUGUAGAGAAGAUAGACAUAUGCGAGAUCGAUAAGAUGGUUGUUGAUGUUUCUAAGCAAUUUUUCCCGAGUGUAGCUGUUGGAUUUGAAGAUCCGCGAGUCACACUGCACAUCGGCGAUGGGGUUGCAUUCCUAAAGGCUGUACCAGAGGGAACUUAUGAUGCAGUGAUAGUGGAUUCUUCAGAUCCAAUAGGCCCCGCCCAAGAGUUGUUUGAAUUCGCAUCCGUAGCCAGGGCUCUCCGACCUGGAGGUGUUGUAUGCACUCAGGCCGAAAGCAUAUGGCUUCACAUGCACAUUAUCGAAGAUAUCGUUGCAAAUUGCCGCCAGGUCUUCAAAGGCUCGGUCAGUUAUGCCUGGACUACAGUCCCUACAUACCCAAGUGGUGUGAUUGGGUUCAUGCUUUGUUCAACGGAAGGUCCCCCAGUUGACUUCAAGAAUCCAAUCAACCCGAUAGAUGCUGAUGAUGGUCAUGCCAAAACAAAGGGACCUUUGAGGUUCUACAACUCCGAGAUUCACUCAACCGCUUUUUGUUUGCCCUCGUUUGCUAAAAAGGUGAUCGAAUCAAAAGCUGCGGCUAGCCGAAGAUAAACUCUGGAGCCAGCGGAGACGCAAAUCGAGGAAUUAGAGCAUCCACAACCGUGCUUUUGCAAGCGGCACGGUUGUGGGCCCGGCCCCACUUUUUCUGUCUGCUCUCUGGCAAGAGCACAACACCCACAGCUGUGCCCUUCCGCUAGG